AUGAAGCUCCAUCCACUUUUCUUCGCUGCGUUUGCGCUAGUCCAGACCGCUUCUGCUUCCUCGUGUCCAUGCUUUUCUGCUUCGGACGUCACUGGAGUGGUACAUAGCUUUGCCGAUGGCGCCUCUUCCUCCAGCAAUCUGGGCUUUAGUACUACCUUUCGACUCGUCUUUAGUGACAGACGCAGUUACACCGUCAGAGAUUCCACCACUACCUUUAACUUUCAAGAGACUCAAGCCUACACGUGCGAAGUGACAACCUUGAGGGAAGACUUUAGUGUGGUAAUCGAUCCAAAUCGCAUCUUUCGGGUCAUCAACCAAGCACAGUACUUUACCUGUCGCGACUUGCUUCGAUUCACCAAACCAACGUCCGAGGCCGAGCUGGAAGCAUUUGAGAACCAAGUAGCGUCGGCCUCCGUUGUCCUACAAAAUGCAGGAACUGGAAGAUUCUUGACGGUGGCGGGUGAUGGAUCCAUUGUUAAACCCAGUGGACCUUUCUACCAGAGGACUGCCCUACGCUUCCGAACAGAGCCGCCAAAGAUACAACACGAACUUGUUUUGCUUUGGCUAGUUUAG
This is a messenger RNA of Seminavis robusta, 573 nucleotides long. Lineage: Eukaryota; Bacillariophyta; Bacillariophyceae; Naviculales; Naviculaceae. The record is from the annotation of a GenBank genome assembly.